UUUUUCAAGUGUGUGUCUCAGGGCGCAUGACUGAAAAACAAAUGCACUUGGCAGUAAGAACUUAGUGCCCCUUUUGAGAAGGCAUACUUCGGACCAUAGGAAGGCAAUGAGGAUUCCCCUACCUUCUUUUCUUACCUACUAUGUUGUUUGCUUCAUACCAACGUAUGGUAACGCAGCCUCAUCGUUCAAAGGCUGCUUAUCAUUGCCAACUGAAGAUGGCGAUUGCGGAAAUCACAUCGAAGAGUGGUAUUACGAUAAAAGAGAACAAAAGUGUGUGAAUUUUAUGUACGGAGAUUGUCCAAAUAAUAACAACAUUUUCGCCACCGAGCAGGAAUGUGAAGACGCUUGCAAGGGCGCAGCAAAAGGACAUCAGGUGACAGAGCCUGGCGGGUGGGGUACUACGGAAUCCAAAGGACAUCGUAAACCGCCGAAAGCCCCGCGUCCGAGUCAGCAAACAAUCGGUGGUGGAGUGAAGCGUCCCGGAAAAGGAGGUAAUAAAAAAUCGCAAAAACGAAAAUGCUUUUCCAAACCACGAAGAGGAAAGUGCGACAAUGAUGCCACCAUGUGGUAUUAUAACGCACAAUUUUAUCAGUGCGACACCAUCCCCAAAGGAUUCUGUCCGGGGAAUGUACCGUUUUUUGAAAGCUGUGAAGAAUGCGCUGAAACCUGCAACAAGCGAAGCCUGAAGAGGUGCAACAUGGUGUGAAUCUCCAAUAUGAGAGAACAAAAAGAAGCUGCACUUUUGAUGCACCAAAAAAACUUCAUUUGAUUCAGAAAUACAAGACAAUAAAGUUACCGACGACGUGACGUUCACAACUAAGCAAUGAACGUGAUGUUACCUUUCCUAUGUCAAA
Messenger RNA from Dermacentor andersoni, 854 nucleotides. The record is from RefSeq and is a predicted model, not a curated record. NCBI's taxonomy places the organism in Eukaryota, Metazoa, Arthropoda, Arachnida, Ixodida, Ixodidae.